UGAGUCAGCACGAUAGCAUCUCCAAUUGGAAGUAUCUUGCUUGAAACAAAACAAAUCAAAUUUGAAGUUUAUGUGCAUUGGCAGGUGGUGUUCCUGGUAACAAUGAGCUGCUUUGGUUGCGGUCGCAAGUACGGGUUGUUCUGCAAGGAAUAUGGAUGCCCGAACUGCGGCUACUCCUUCUGCUCCAAGUGCCUGAAGAGGCCGAUGCCCGUGCCCCGUCACUCGGGCAAGGUGCUGAAUGUGUGCCUGAUAUGCUACGACAAGCUGUCCAAGCUGCAGGCCAGCGCGGAUGCCGAAAAAGUCAUCGAUUGCGAGGCCCUGCCCGGGGUCUUAGUCACCAAGUUCAGUCUGCCACCGCCGUCCAAGGGUCCAGAGGGUGUGGGUUCGGUUUCCGCUGCCGAUGUGCUCUUUGAUGACUCCCCGCCUUCUGAUGAACUGCCGGAGGCUUUGCUUCCCAGCUCCAGUGCGGUUAUACAUUCCAAAGAUCAUGAGGAUCACAUUGAUGAGAACCUGGACAGUGCGUUGACCAAGCGAAUGCAGGACUACAAACGCGUGGAUGCCACAGACGAUGAGAUCCGUGCCCGUCUCGCCAACCUGACCGGCGUGCCCCAUAAGACCAGCUACGACAAGAAGGACUUGCUGCUGUCCACUGACCAAAGAAAUGACGAGGAGAAGAUGAGGGAUUUGCUGGCACAGUUUGUGGAGGAAGCCCAGUUGGACCAGAAUGUCGACAGGCAGAGGGACGACUCGAUUUCCGACAUUGAGCGGCGUCUGCGAGCUCUGCGCGACACACCCGUCGAUUCAGGUGCCUCUGGGCCACCGGGCUCCCAGCUGAGCGGUGCCGUGGACAACGAGGAGGAUGAGGAGGCCAUGUUGCAGAAUAUAAUGAAAAAGUAUGUGGACGAAUCGCGCCUACCAACUACUACCCAGAGUGAAAUUAGUCCAAUUAAUAGCGAGGUGCCCAGCGGCAGCGAAGAACUGCCCUGGUGCAACAUUUGCAACGAGGAUGCGGUCUUCCGUUGCCUCGGCUGCGGUGGCGACCUCUUUUGCGCUCAGUGCUAUAAGGAGUGCCACGAUGACGAUGAGGAGUACAGAGCUCACGCCAAGGAGAAGUAUUCAGCGCCGCCAAAGCUGGAGGAAAAUCAUUUCUAAGGCACUUGUUAAGUUUGUUACAAUUAUAAAUCGCUUCCAAAAGGAAAGCAUUUUGUUGUAAUGCUAGCUCAUUCGUAUCUAUGCAAGGUAUACUGUUCUCCCUUUUUUUACUGAUGAAGUGGAAUAAAACCUGUGCACAGGUGCACAGAUAGAUUAUUUUUGACUAA
Drosophila biarmipes is the source of this 1319-nucleotide messenger RNA. RefSeq names its product abscission/NoCut checkpoint regulator. The coding region runs from base 103 to 1152 and encodes 349 amino acids. The transcript is spliced from 4 exons. Lineage: Eukaryota; Metazoa; Arthropoda; Insecta; Diptera; Drosophilidae. Gene Ontology annotation, cellular component: midbody; centrosome; cleavage furrow. Gene Ontology annotation, biological process: abscission; mitotic cytokinesis checkpoint signaling. Gene Ontology annotation, molecular function: metal ion binding; phosphatidylinositol-3-phosphate binding. The record is from RefSeq and is a predicted model, not a curated record.